Crotalus tigris (Tiger rattlesnake) is the source of this 1487-nucleotide messenger RNA. RefSeq names its product C-type lectin domain family 2 member B-like. Lineage: Eukaryota; Metazoa; Chordata; Lepidosauria; Squamata; Viperidae. The coding region runs from base 322 to 915 and encodes 197 amino acids. The transcript is spliced from 6 exons. The record is from RefSeq and is a predicted model, not a curated record.
GGGCGGGGAAAGUGGCUAAACGCAACUGACACUGAACGAUGGGAAAACGAGGCCAGCUUUUGUUCCUUUUCUCCGCCAUGAAGUCAGAUCCAGAGCUCCAGCCCCGCCGAGGAGCGGGAGAAAAGGGGUGCUGUAUUUUAAGAGGCAGCAGAGCCGCUUGCUUUUGCUGGGAGAAGGGAGGGCUAGCAUCUAGCCAGAAAAGGGAAAGAGCUUCGCCAGCAUCUCAGAAAAAGACGGCCGCACAAUGGAGCGGCCUCUCCUCCUUCCCUUUUCGGAUAUCCUGAGCUCUGGAGACCUUGGAAAGAUCAUACAGAUCCAGGAAUGUCGAAUAUGGAUGAGGAGAAAAAGCUUCAGGGCUCUCUUAUCAAUGGAUAUGCCGCUGGACAGGAGGAACAAGCAGGAGGUAUCGAACGGAGAUUAUUGCCAGUUUGGAAUAAGCACAAAAAAGCAAUAAUAAUUGGAUUUGUCAUUUUGAUCUUCAUCGUUGCUGUUGUCUCCUUUUUUCUGGAAAGACACAUGCCAUUAAAUUGCCAACAUGAUGACAUUAAAUGCCCACUUGACUGGAUUGGACAUCAUGGGCACUGCUAUAAAUUUUCAGAAGAGGAAAAAAACUGGAAUGAAAGCUGGAACUUCUGUAUUUUGCAUAAUGCUUCCUUGGCCAAAAUUACAAAGGAGGAAAUGGAUUUUGUGAGGAAAUUCACAAGAGACCACGUCUUUUGGAUCGGCCUCAAGAGAGAACGAAAUCAAUCCUGGAAGUGGCCAGAUGGAGACAAUGCAACGUCGGAAAUCAUGGGGCAUGAUGGAGAAGGAGGAGGAGACUGUGCAUAUUUGGAUGAUAGUGGCGAAGGCUACGCAGGGACAUGCACCACCGAACACCGCUUCAUCUGCAAAAAAAAUGAUCCUAAGAGAUCCUGAAAGGACUUAACGACCAUUCAAAACAACAGCAUAGGCCUCAUUUUUAUACAGUCAUGUGAAAAGGAAAGUACACCCUCUCUGAGUUGUACGGUUUUACAUAUCAGGACCUAGCAAAAAUUAUCUGGUCCUUAGCAGCUCUUAAAAAUAGGUAAAUACAACUUGAGAUGAACAACAACACCUGAAUAUUACACCACAAAGCAAGUAAAUUUAUGAAGAUUUGUGAACUAAUUAUGAGGAUCUUAAAACAACUCAAUUGCAAUAAGAUUUUUCUAUCUGCAAUUAUCACUACUUAUUAUAGACUAAUACUUUUCUAUAACCUUUUACACUAAGUACAAACUAAUUUAUUUUUCAACUGAAAUUUUCUCUUUUCAUCUUUUUGGUAAAUUUUUUGUACAUCUCUGGUUGCAAACUAUAUCUAGAGGACAAACCUCACUUGGAUAAAUGGCAUUUUUUGUGGGCCUUGAAAUUGCCAGGAGCAUUGGGUUUACUUGUAACAGAACAAAAGAACUUGUGGCAGAACAAAAGAAAUGUAAAGAAUCUAGGAGAAAUAAAGAACUAUGUACGAGCAGAAA